GUGACGUCAUUGAUAAGUACCUCUGUAACCGUCUAUCUUCCGCCUACCAGCCAGGCGAAUAGUGUAAAUCGCUCUGUGGAUUUCCCCACAUAAAAACCACUGUUGGGUGUCAACGUGGGCACAGCCGACGCUUCUCUGAGAGUCUGUUUUUUUCUCCUCAGAUCACCCUGUAACCAGAUUUCCAAAUGAGUGACGGGGAGUGUGACUUCUUCUGCUUCUUCCGCUGCUGCUGAGAGCGCUGAGCACGCGUCUCAGACAGACAGGAAGGCAGUGUGUCUCUGAGCAGUGACACGAGUAGGUGGAACAGGGCCGCAGGGAGAAACAGGGUGGUGGAGCUUCAAACGAGCCAUUUUAGCCAAUUGGACCUCUUGGAUCCGACAGGUAGGCGGACCGUCUACCUGUCCGGGUGGUUGAUUCAAUCGACUGGAUGUCUGUGGACAUGAACAGCCAGGCGUCGGACAGCAACGAGGAAGACUUCGGGGUCAACUCUGAAGAAGAGGAAGAUGAGGAUGAUGGAGGAGAAGAGGAGGAUCAGGGUGACAUCGCAGGCUACUAUGAGGGCGUGGCCAGCGACGUGGAGCAACAGGGCGCUGACUCCUUCGACCCAGAGGAGUACCUGUUCACCUGUCUGACGUACAAAGAGAGUCAGAGGGUGCUGACAGAGGAGGUUAACACUGUGGCUGCUGCGCUGAAGGUUUUACCUGCGGUAGCAAAACUGAUCCUGGUGCAUCUUCACUGGCAGGUUUCACAGAUAUUGGACAGAUAUAAGUCCAACUCGUCUCUGCUAUUAGCGGACGCUCUGGUCCAGCCCAGCAGCACCUGCAGAUCAGUCACUGCCCCUCAGUCCCUCCAGUGUGGUGUGUGUCUACAGGUCGUACGGAGAGAAUCCCUGCUGGCCCUGCCCUGCCAGCACUCCUUCUGCAAAGCAUGCUGGGAGCAGCACUGCACUGUCCUGGUCAAAGAUGGCAUGGGAGUGGGUAUCUCGUGUAUGGCUCAGGACUGUUCCCUUCAGAUGCCAGAAGACUUUGUCCUGCCGCUGCUGCCUGGAGAGGAGCUGAAGGACAAAUACAGACGCUACCUCUUCAGAGACUACGUUGAGAGUCACUUCCAGUUGCAGUUGUGUCCAGGUGCAGACUGUCCCAUUGUCAUCAAGGUGCAGGAGCCCCGGGCGCGCAGGGUGCAGUGUAGCCGCUGCAGUGAAGUCUUCUGUUUUAAAUGCCGUCAGAUGUACCACGCACCUACAGACUGUGCAACGAUCCGGAAAUGGCUGACCAAAUGUGCAGAUGAUUCGGAGACAGCCAACUACAUCAGUGCACACACUAAAGAUUGUCCUAAGUGCAAUAUCUGCAUUGAGAAAAAUGGAGGGUGCAAUCACAUGCAAUGCUCCAAGUGCAAACACGACUUCUGCUGGAUGUGUCUUGGUGACUGGAAGACUCACGGCAGUGAAUACUACGAGUGCAGCCGCUACAAAGAAAACCCUGAUAUAGUCAACCAGAGCCAGCAGGCUCAGGCCAGAGAGGCCCUCAAGAAAUACCUCUUCUACUUUGAGAGGUGGGAGAAUCACAACAAGUCUCUGCAGUUGGAGGCUCAGACAUACCAGAGGAUCCAGGAGAAGAUCCAGGAGAGAGUGAUGAACAACCUGGGAACCUGGAUCGACUGGCAGUACCUGCAUAACGCUGCAAAGCUACUGGCUAAGUGUCGUUACACACUGCAGUACACGUACCCUUACGCCUAUUACAUGGAGUCCGGCCCACGCAAGAAAUUGUUUGAGUACCAGCAGGCCCAGCUGGAAGCAGAAAUAGAAAACCUGUCGUGGAAGGUAGAGCGGGCCGACACCUACGAGAGGGGAGUCGUGGGAGGUGAGGGGGAGCUCAGCGCCAGUGACAGAGGGGAUCUGGAGAAUCAGAUGCAUAUUGCUGAGCAGAGGCGACGCACGCUGCUGAAGGAUUUCCACGACACCUGAAGCUCCAUCGCGACUGCAAAGCACCAGCAUCUCCCUCCUUCCUUCCUCCUUGCCUCCCACCUUUGCUUCCUUCCAUGACCACCCCUCAGUGCAGUCAUACUGACUCCUCCUUUUGACGCUCGCUCAUCGCUUCUUUCUUCUCCCCUCCUCUCAUUCCCAUAAUGCUGCAGGGUCACAGAAUGGCACGAUUGUAUCUCCCCUUCCUCCUCUCAUCCUCACCUCAUUUACAUGUUUUGGCUCAGAGCAUCACAUUCACUGUGGUUACACUUGACGCAGCUGUUUAGAUCUGAUCAGGUCAAAUUCUGAGGUCUUGUCAUGUGUCUGAAACCAGUGGGUGUGCUUUUAUUCCACUGUGAGCGUUGAGACACUGACACGAGCAGCUAAAAGCAACAUCCUGUUAAAAGGAGCUGUUGUUUUGAAAAGUUAUUUCUGUGAUGCUGGAAUUAUCAUUUAAGAGAAAAGGUCAAAUGAUGGAGAAGCUUUUGUUCAGCAGACAAGGAAGAUGUGGGAGAUUGAAAACAUUUUCUUUAAGGAGACUGUGCUGAUUGUGGAUUUCAGUGGUUUCACAUUGACUAUAAUGACACUUGCUGGCAAUUGUACCUGUAGUACUCACCGGAUCAGCCUGAACACAGGAAAAAUUGAUUCGUAGUUACUUCUUCCAAGCUGCAAAAGGUUGAUUGACGUGUAGAUAAGAAAGGUUUAAUGUCAGUGAGUGGAGUGUGUUACUUCUAGAGGAAACAUGUCACUUUGCUGGCUUUGUUUUGAACAAACUUUAAUAUCAGUCAGGACCGGUGCAACUCAACAGGCUCAUCAAGUACUCUCAAUAGCAGAUUAGGGAGCCCUUUUAUUGUGAAGGUGCUUUUUUCUAUGUAUUUUUCUGCCAUAAACAUGUAUAUGGUGUGUUUACUGUGGAGAAAUGGUGACGUCACAGUCCCACAUACCCCUUGAAAUAAACAAAAUACAGUAUUUUCCUACGUAUGAUGCAUGUUCGUGUAAACAAAGUACUAAAGAAUAAGAUGAAUGUGUGUUUAAAUGACAGCUUUUUUAGAUUUUGUUGCCAGUUUCACAAUAAACACACCUCGACUCUUAUUUUAGUAGCCAACCUGACCCACUGCAGUCACUACUGCCAGCAGAUAGUUGCUAGUCAUUAUAGUCAAAGUGAAACCACUGAAUAACCCACUUUUGUAUCUUUACAUUCUCACACUGAUGUUGCGUGAUUGUGUUCAGUUAGUGUAGAUCCAAACCAGUGUGAGCCAGAUUUCCAUAAAAAUAUUUGUACCUCUGCUGAUCAGAUGAAGUUGUUUUGAAGCAGCAAGUGUAAUCGCGGCCAUUUCCACACACUACAGCACCCAGCGACAUCCACAUAGCAUUUGCAUGUACAUACCAUGCACACAUUGACACACUCACGCUCAAACACUCCGCUGCAGAAACUAAACAUUAACAGUUAAGUUGUCUCCUUCCCCUCCAUCUCGUGCUCUCUGCGCUUUCUUUACAUUCAUCCCUUCACUUUAUUUUGCUCUUUAUUUUCUCUUUUCUUCCUGCUCACAUUGUUCACUUUUCUUCUGGAAAAUGGCUGUUGAUAGAUAGAUCGUUUAAAAAAAAAUGGGAAAAAAAAAACAAAAAUACAAAAAAAAAUUGUUGUAAUUUUCAACGGUUGUACAUUAAUACAGAAAUAGAGUUACUGAGAGAGUUUUUAAAACCGGA
Messenger RNA from Epinephelus fuscoguttatus (brown-marbled grouper), 3667 nucleotides. RefSeq names its product ariadne homolog 2 (Drosophila) (gene arih2). Gene Ontology annotation, cellular component: ubiquitin ligase complex; cytoplasm. Gene Ontology annotation, molecular function: ubiquitin conjugating enzyme binding; zinc ion binding; ubiquitin protein ligase activity. Lineage: Eukaryota; Metazoa; Chordata; Actinopteri; Perciformes; Serranidae. The transcript is spliced from 15 exons. The record is from RefSeq and is a predicted model, not a curated record. The coding region runs from base 428 to 1963 and encodes 511 amino acids. Gene Ontology annotation, biological process: protein polyubiquitination; ubiquitin-dependent protein catabolic process; positive regulation of proteasomal ubiquitin-dependent protein catabolic process.